CACGCGCUGCGCACGGCCGCGACGCGGAAACCAAGCCAGAAACCCACCGAUUUUGGCGAUUUGUUCGUCACGCCGGCCAUUCCCGCUCGCCGCCACGGCACGCAAUGACGGCUAGCCACCCUCGGUGAGAAGCCAUUAAAGCAGCCGCGCCUCGGUUCCGACGCCGCCGCCUUCGAUUCGCUCCGAGAAAAACCCUCUUCCGAUCGCCGGGGGCGCCAUGCGCACCAAGCACUUGAUACCCAACCACGCCGCGGGUCUCACCUACGCGAACGCCUACGCCGCCGCCCGCGAGGGCCACGGCGGCGGCGGCGUCGACCCGUUCGAGGCCUUCCCCGACGCGGUGCUCGGGCUGAUCGUCUCCAAGCUGCCCUUCAGGUCCGCCGUCGCCUCCUCCGCCAUCUCGCGCCGGUGGCGCGGCGCGGUGGCCGCCGCGCCUGCGCUCGACCUCGACUUCGCCGCGGCGUUCCCCGCCGCGCCACGCCGCAGGGCGGCAUUCGCGGCCGCUGCCGCCGCCGCGCUCGCGGGCUCGCGGCGCCACCCGCUCCGCCGCCUCCGCCUCGCGCUCGACGGCUUCUUCGACCAGGCCUUCGCCGCCUCCGCGGCCAGCCACGUCGCCUCCUGGCUCGCCGCCGCCGCGGCGCGAGGCGUCGAGCAGCUGGAGCUCCACCUCCCUCGCUCCCGCCUCGCCGUGAUCCCUCCCUCCCUCCUCGCCUGCACCGACCUCACGUCGCUCACCCUUCGCCUCGACCACAACGCCCUUCCGCUCCCUUCCCUCUGCCUCCUCACCCGCCUCUCCCGCCUUCACCUCGCCUCCGUCUCGCUCGUUGGCUGCGGUGACUUCUUCGAAGACCUCUGCUCUCACUGCACGCAGCUCAGCUGCCUGAUCCUUGAACAGUGCCACAUCGGUGCACUCCGACUAGCCGGCGCGCCGCAGCUUUGCUCGCUUGACAUCGCCAGCUGUUCGUGGACGGAGCAGUCGUCUAUUGCCAUUGCUGAGAUGCCGGCGUUGCGCACUCUCCGCUACUCGGGUGCGAUGGCGAACAGACACAUGAUUAAUGGCGCCGAUUCCUUGGACGAAGUCGUUCUGGCCAUUGAGAAGCCACAAGCUCUCCUGGAGCCUAAUCUCAGAGAGCUGCUUGCGUUGGUUGGAAACGUACGGAGCCUAGUGCUUUCGCCCUGGUGUAUUGAGCAAUUUUCUCAUCCUGAGGAAUGGUCCAAGGUGCGGCUGGACAAGGUGAGACGGUUGGCAUGCAUAAUAGAGAGGAGGGAAGAAGGUGCUUUGUCCAUUGCACCAUUGCUUACGAGUUGCCCCAAUGUGCAAGAACUUUCUGUGUCGGUCGUGCCAUCGCAGUCCAAGCGGAGACGGUGCAGCGACAGUGAAGUUCAGUAUCGUGUUAUUGGUGGUAGAGGGAUGAUCGUCAGGAAUCUCAGGGAAAUUAGGAUGGAGUACAUUGAUGAGAGCAAGAGUGGAUUGGAUCUGGUUAAGCUUCUGCUCAAGAAGGCGCAGAUGUUGGAGAUGAUGACAAUUGUGCCUUCCAUGGAUGGCCUUGAGCAGGCCAAGUUCAGGCGCAGGGUGUUGAAGUUCAGAAAAGCUUCCAAGAAUGUCAACAUCCAGUUUUGUGCCACUGCAUGAUGGAAUGGUUGUGUGUUAAUCACUGAAGUCUCAUGUUCAGUCCGUGAAGGAAGAAGUGGCUUGCCUGUCAUCAGUGAGGCUCUUCCAGUCCUGUUCCGGGCACUUCUAAGAUCUAACUUGUCACAGAGCUGCUAACUGCCAUUUUAAUUCAUUGCCGAGCUUCAUUUAGUUUUGAAAAUUUCCUAAUUCUUGGUGAACUUUAGCUUUGUUGGAUACAGAUACCUAGUUUUAUGACAAGUUAAUUUGAAGAAGCGUGUUGCUAUGGAUCUGUUUGGCCUAGAUGAAUAUUAUCUGAUGGUAUAAUUUGUAAGGCACCUCGAACCAGCAUUGUGUUCUUGGUGCCUUAUUAACCCA
Messenger RNA from Triticum dicoccoides, 1987 nucleotides. RefSeq names its product F-box/LRR-repeat protein At1g06630-like. The transcript is spliced from 3 exons. The record is from RefSeq and is a predicted model, not a curated record. Gene Ontology annotation, molecular function: protein binding. NCBI's taxonomy places the organism in Eukaryota, Viridiplantae, Streptophyta, Magnoliopsida, Poales, Poaceae. The coding region runs from base 218 to 1633 and encodes 471 amino acids.